AUGAUAAAGUGUAAUCUUCUUGAGGAUAAAUGGUUUCGUAACUUGUUUAGUAUACGAGACCAAUGGAUACCGGCAUAUUUUAGGGAUAUCACAUUGGGAAGGAUUUUGAGAAUUACAUCUAGAUCAGAGAGCAUUAACAAUUUUUUUAACAAUUUUUCAAACCCACACAUGACGUUUGUUGAAUUUUACAUGAGCUAUGAAAGUGAAAUGGAUGCCCAAAGAUAUAACCAAGAAAAGCUAAAUGUAUCAUCACUUCAUACGGUACCCCAAUUAAAAACUCCAUUGCCAAUUGAAAAGCAUGCUAGUGAAGUCUAUACAAGAACAAUAUUUUUACUAUUUCAAUAUGAAGUUUAUAAGUCUAGUUUCAAGACUUAUAUUCAAAGUAUUGAAAAAAGUGAAAGUGUUGAAACUAUAACUGUUUUGGACUCGGUAUUAGAAAAGAUGUACAAAGUCACAUUUAUUGCAGGAAGUUCAAUUGAUGAGCUUCAACUAGAUUGUGGAUGUAACUUGUUCAAACGUAUAUGCCUAUUAUGUUGUCAUGCGAUUUGUGUUAUGAGUGCAAGGAAAAUAACACAAAUCCCAAAGCAAUAUAUCUUGGAUCGUUGGACAAAACUAGCUAUGACGAAGCUUAUUUUUGAUAUGCAUGGCAAUUUGAUUGAAGACCAUAAAAAUUUGGACAACACUGGAAAGUUGUUGGGGGAAGUUUGGUCGAAAAUAUUCCAUUGUGUUGGUUUAGCUGAAGGGAGUCACUAG
Messenger RNA from Amaranthus tricolor (Joseph's coat), 753 nucleotides. RefSeq names its product protein FAR1-RELATED SEQUENCE 5-like. Gene Ontology annotation, biological process: regulation of DNA-templated transcription. NCBI's taxonomy places the organism in Eukaryota, Viridiplantae, Streptophyta, Magnoliopsida, Caryophyllales, Amaranthaceae. The record is from RefSeq and is a predicted model, not a curated record. The transcript has a single exon. Bases 1 to 753 code for a protein of 250 amino acids.